Peronospora matthiolae is the source of this 231-nucleotide messenger RNA. The record is from the annotation of a GenBank genome assembly. Lineage: Eukaryota; Oomycota; Peronosporomycetes; Peronosporales; Peronosporaceae.
AUGGUUAACAAGCCCAUGCGGUGCGAGAGCAAGGCCGCCGAGAGCGCGUCCGCACGUCUCUGCGCUCGCCAUGAAGACACUCGUGUCUUCAAAGAGUAUGAGCUCGGUGUCUCAUACUCUCCUGAUACGGAAGAUGGAUCUGUAUGGACGGCGAUCGAAUCCAAGCCGCCUGCCAAGAGUGGCAUGGAUGAUGCUACGCGUCGUAGCAUAUUUGAUUCAUCUGACGAAUAA